Molecule: messenger RNA, 4334 nt
Organism: Etheostoma spectabile (orangethroat darter)
Lineage: Eukaryota; Metazoa; Chordata; Actinopteri; Perciformes; Percidae
Gene: osbpl9
Product: oxysterol binding protein-like 9
Exons: 21
Coding region: 390-2318 (642 amino acids)
Cellular component (GO): Golgi apparatus; cytosol; membrane
Molecular function (GO): sterol binding
Source: RefSeq, a predicted model, not a curated record
GUUUUCUCCUCUGACCGUGUGAGAGGAAGUGUGCCUUUCCUGCCAGGGGAGGGUCCUGGAUUAACUCAGCUCUGUCUGCCCUCAUACCAAACGCUCAGCUGAUAACUGCCGCCGAAGGAUAUAACGUACUGUAGCCAGACUGACUGCACAGCUAGUUGCUGCUGUGUAUACGGGUAUAGAUAUAGUUACCCGUAUAUAUAUUGGCAGACAGCAGUGGACAGCAAGAGGAGGAGAUUCUGUAUCUGUACGGAGGAGAAAGAACACUAACUUCACCAGAGCUGCUGGUUUGUUGCUGUAGGGAGAGAAAAACAGAAUAACGGAGGCAGAGAAAGCAAUCUUGUGUCAAGCUAAAUGGCCUGAUGGGGGAGAUAUACAAGGUUUAAUGCAGCAUGUCCAUUGAAGCAAGGCAUCCAGAGGCCGAGACAGGAUUUGUUCCGAGCGUUCAAGACUUUGAUAAGAAGCUAGCUGAAGCUGACGCCUACCUACAGAUUCUGAUUGACCAGUUAAAGCUGUUUGAUGAGAAGAUCAAGGACUGCAAAGAGGAUGAAUCACGCACAAAAAUUGAAAAUUUGAAGGAGACUACUUGUAGCAUGGUAGAGUCCAUCAAGCACUGUAUUGUACUGCUGCAAAUCGCCAAGGACCAAAGUAACGAACAGCAACACGCAAACGGACUUAUAAGCACCAUAAACCCAGUGGAUGGGAUCUACCAACCCCCUCUGGACCCUCCUGUAGUCAACACCACGAUGCCAACACAGACCACACUACCCACAGACGCUUCUCAGGUGUGUAAAUCCGACCAACGCCCCUCCACGUUACCAGUUGGUCCCAUUGUCACGGUGAUGGGCAGUCUGCAGACCCCAACUCCCAACAGCACAGGGAGUGGCCAGUCAGGCCCCAGCAGCGGCGUUGCCUCCCCAGCUCACAUCCCCCUCCUCUCACACUCGGUGCCAGACUUCUCCUAUUCCUCCAGCGAGGACGAGUUCUACGAUGCUGACGAGUUCUACCAGAGCAGUACUUCCCCCAAACACUGCAUAGAUCCCUCAGGGCCUCAAGCGUCCUCGUCUCUCACUAAUAAAGCAAGCGCGUUGAAACGACCAGACACCACCGAGUCCCUCAACUCGUCCAUGUCUAACGGCACAACAGAUGCAGACCUGUUUGACAGCCACGAUGACCGCGAUGAUGAAGGUGAGGGCGAGUCUGUGGAGGAGCACAAGAGCGUCAUCAUGCAUCUUCUCUCUCAAGUUCGUUUGGGCAUGGACCUCACCAAGGUGGUACUGCCUACCUUCAUCCUGGAGAGGAGAUCUUUGUUAGAAAUGUACGCAGACUUCUUUGCACAUCCCGACUUAUUUGUAAGUAUCGCUGAGCAGCCGGAGGCCCGGGAGCGCAUGGUUCACGUGGUAAAGUGGUACCUGUCAGCUUUCCAUGCAGGGAGGAAAGGUUCAGUGGCCAAGAAACCUUACAACCCAAUCCUGGGAGAAGUCUUCUACUGCCACUGGGAUCUGCCCAGCGACACAGAGGAGCCUUCCCCACACACGGAGACAGUAUCAGAAGGUCCAGUACCGUGGUCUUCGUCCAACAGUGUGUGUUUUGUGGCAGAGCAGGUCUCUCACCACCCCCCCAUUUCUGCAUUCUACGCAGAAUGUUUAAAUAAGAAGAUCCAGUUCAACGCUCACAUCUGGACUAAGUCGAAGUUCUUAGGCAUGUCCAUAGGUGUCCACAAUAUUGGCCAAGGUUGCGUGUCGUGUUUGGAGCAUGAUGAACAUUACAUCCUCACCUUCCCUAACGGAUAUGGCAGGUCGAUUCUGACCGUGCCGUGGGUGGAGCUGGGUGGGGAGUGCAACAUCUCCUGCUCCAAGUCGGGCUACAGUGCUAACAUCGUGUUCCACACCAAACCCUUCUAUGGAGGAAAAAAGCACAGGAUCACUGCUGAGAUUUUUUCACCUAACGAUAAGAAGUCUUUCUGCUCCAUUGAAGGAGAGUGGAAUGGAGUGAUGUAUGCCAAGUGGGCAACUGGAGAGAACACAGUGUUUAUAGACACUAGGAGGAUAGGCAUCAUUAAGAAGAAGGUGAGAAAGCUGGAAGACCAGCUCGACUAUGAGUCCCGAAGAUUGUGGAGAGAUGUGACCCUGAACCUGAAGCAGAGGGACAUUGAUGCAGCAACAGAAGCCAAACACCGGCUGGAGGAGAAACAGAGAGCCGAAGCCAGAGAGAGGAAGGAGAACGAGCAGCAGUGGGAGACCAGGCUAUUUCACGAGGACGGGGAGUGCUGGGUCUACGAUGAGCCUCUAUUAAAGAGAUUAGUCCCUCAGAGGCACUGAGGACUACACAUACUCUGAUACACAUAACAUACAUAUGCAUAAUGAACUGCACACACAACAGAGUCUUCAUAAGAACUCUUUUGCAAAACCACUUCUUUUCCAAGCCUUGGAAUGACUGACUAAUGAUUGAAUAUGUACACAGCUUUGCGUUUGACUGUAAAACAACAAUAUGGAAAUGAAUGAAAUCAAACGAAAAAGCAUCUGAGAUGUAACAUGAAAACUAGUUAAGUUCCUCUUUUUAUUCGGGGCACCAAUUCCCGCCAGCACGAGAGUCGGGAGUGCAGAGUGGAGACGGGAGGUCGACACUUCUCAACUCUAUCCAUCAGCUCCACGACCACACCCUUCAUGGGCAGCACUCAUUUCCUUACACAAACAUUACUGUUUUGUUUUUUUGGUGGGGGGGUGUUGAAAUCAAAUAAACCUUGACAAAUAAACCGGCGCUCCACAUCUCAGGGAAUCUGGUGAUUUAAAAAAGAAAGCUGCUGCCCCCUCCGUGAGUCUGACAGCCUUAUAACAGUGGAAGGGAUGAAUCUUAAAGGGGUGGGGGAGAAAUUCUCUGCUUGUCUGCAACUAGUUGUAACUGUUGUUUAUAUAUAGAUAUACAUAUGAUGGAUAUAUACAUAUAUAUUCUUUUUUUAUUUUCAAUACUCUUUUUAUUUGUUUUUCUUUCUGGCUAUAGUGUAAAAAUAUUUGAGGAUAUGAAUUUGAUCUUUAGGAAUCAUUCCAUUUACCCUUUUGGUGUUUUGUUCCUAUUUUAAGUUAACUUUGCUGCCUAUUUGGUCCUUCACAUGGUUCUGUGUCUCAAGUUUUAUCUAGAAGCAAGGCCCUACAUAAGCCAUAGCAUCUAAACCCACUGAUUGGGAGAGUUGUGAUAGAUGUGUGGAAUAUAUGCAAUCUAGAGAACAUUGACAUUGCCUGUCAAAGGACAAAUUUGGGUGUCCAUUAUGCCAAAAAAUGUAAGAUAAAAGGCUAAAGGGACUUUCAUCUGGGCAAAGAACAAAAAACCGUCUAAACAUGUUUCCAUGUUACCUGAAGGCAUUUAUGAACAAAUUAGUGUUUUACAUGUUUAUGUCUUUCUGGAUCGCUGGUUCAUGCAAGGCAAGGACUAAGUCUGUAAAGUCUCCCUUUUUGUUCUGCACAUCGGCUGUCUGUGUUUCCUCUCCAAACCCACAGAUUUCAGAGUAGAUCACCUGGAUGGUUCACGUGUUUUCAGAGGGUGAGGACAGUGAAAACAAGAAACCAGAGUAGACUUUUGAAACACUAAUGCUGUUUUCAUAGUCCUACUAUGAGCCCACACUGUGUUCUACCGGUUUAGAUUUCUUGUGAACUCAAUUUUUUGUCCAAUGUUUUUUUUUUUUUUGAGAUAACCAAAUAGAGGGCAAUAUUAAUCCUACUGUACACCUCUGCUUUCUGAAACCAUCAUUCAUUCUCUCAUCAGCUACAUAGGUUGGAUCUAAAUGCAAUGAUAUUUGGAUGAAAUGCAGAAAUAAACAAUUUUCACCUGAAAACGCACAAGAAUAUCUUUCAAUGCUGCAGUGAGCUCACAACAGUCCCUUGUUAUCUUUGUGGUUAAAAUGCAAGAUUUGAUUAUUGUCUGUUCUAGAUAUUUGGCCCGUAUGAAACUGGUUUAUUUAAAUGAAUAUUAAAAGACUUAAGUCUUAAAAUCAAUCAUUUUGGUGAAGGGAUCAUAUUCCUGAUGCUGUGUGCGGAUCAAGUGAAAAAUCUGCAUUUAGUUGCAGCUGUUGAAUUUAAUCCGCUAAAGCAUACAAAAAUGCCUUUAGAAACCAGCCAAAGGAAAUUCAGCGUCCAAGCUAAAUUUAUUUUUUACCUCGUUUUUUCCUCCAUGUUGUGUUUGUAAAUUAUAUUGAAUCGUGGCCUUGCCAUACAUUUUAGUAUCGCCUGAUAGAGCGCAAUCAAAAUGUAUUUUUUAUUUUUUUUUUUCUCAUUUUGAUUAUAACCAUUGAUUGUAUCAGAUUUUCCUGUUUAUUUAUGCAUAAUAUUAAAUCUUCAUGAGUU